Drosophila guanche is the source of this 982-nucleotide messenger RNA. Its product is annotated as E3 ubiquitin-protein ligase RZF1-like. The coding region runs from base 212 to 892 and encodes 226 amino acids. The transcript has 2 exons. Lineage: Eukaryota; Metazoa; Arthropoda; Insecta; Diptera; Drosophilidae. The record is from RefSeq and is a predicted model, not a curated record.
CAUCCCUGAUUCUGUCGCAACAAUAUAUUGCGUGUCUGAGCAGUGGGCUUUUGUGCGCGACAACAUUUCUUAUCGAUUACAUACGAAUAUCAUCACUGAUUUUUCUAGCGGCCCCUUUUUCGGAUCUGUGUAGUAGGCUUUAAGCUGUCAGUUUGCCACUGAAGUGACACAAUUUGACAGGGAUUCGUUAAUCAUUUAGUGCUAGUCAAGAAUGUUCGACAUGACGUCCGUGACGAGCUUAUUCCUACGCAGAGGCCCAGUCGCGGAUAUCUUCUUGAGUACGGAGAUCGCGUAUGUGGAUGAAUUGACUGCUGUCGAUCGAGAUGAAAUCAUUACUGCACUGAGCGAGCGCAAGGUGUUGGCGUCGGAGCUAGUGGGCGACGACAAGGAGUGCUCCGUCUGCAAGGAGUCCCACCAGGUGGAUGAUAUACUGAAGAGCAUGCCGUGCAAGCACGAGUUCCACAAGCAUUGCCUCAUCCGCUGGCUGAGGGAGGCUCGAACGUGUCCCUUGUGUCGCUGCAACCUUCAGGGGCGGCAGUUGGUCUACAGACAGUUCAGCCGCUUUAUGGAGAUGCAGUCCGCCCGGACACGCCAUCCUCUUGCAUACCGCAACCGUAGAGCCGCGCAGCUGCACAUGAACCGCCUCAGACAGAGCGUCAUAAGCCAGGGCAUCGAGUCUGACUCCAGUGACACCAGUGAGGAUGAGUCUGACUCCAAUGGGCACCAGGAGCCCUUCCUUAUACGCACACAGCAGCUCAUGAACCGCGCCACACAGAGCUUAGGCAACAGCGCAAGUGGCCAGGGUGACACUAACAGGUCUGACUCCAACGGCACCAAUGCGGACGCGUCCAACAGCAUCAGCGAGGGCGACUCCAACCGCCGCGAGAACUAGUUCAGUUCGAAUUAUUGUUGGUAUCUGCCUUUACGACAGAAAAAGUGUCAUUUCAUGUUGAAAAAUUAUAAAUACAGAUAAUCAAUGGUA